AUGGAAAUCUCUCUCAACACAACCUUAAAGGUACCAAAAUGUUCAAAUUGUCAGGUUAACAAAGAAUACUACUGCAAAACGUGUAAAGGAAAUCUAUGCGUUCUUUGUAAAGAAAAACAUGUGACCGACCUCGAUGGCAAAUACCAUGAUGUAGUGAUUGACUGCUUAAGAAAUGAGGACUUUAUGAUACCGGAGUCUUGCGAGAGACACUCAGACAGAAACUACAAAUACUUGUGUCAAUCGUGUGAACAUCCAAUUUGUGAGAAAUGUAAUGAUCAUCAUCACAGACAUAAAAUAUUGGACAUUACAAUUGCUUAUAAAACUCAAAGACAACAAAGCUGGAACAGAUUUGUUGAUAUCAGGAGCGAACUGCUACUGUACAACCAUGCCAUCAUGGCUGAAAUAAAAUCUGAUUAUGGUAAGUGUCAAUCAGCUCUGACUCAACUCCAGUUAAAAAUGACAUCACAAGCUCAGACGCAAAAGACUCUGAUAGACAUAGCGGUAAAAGAUACCAAAGAAAUAUUCAUUUACUUGAAUUCGAAAUUUCAAAAAUCAAGACGAACAAUCAAAGGUAUAGAGACAUAUGUUUUCGGUUUUGAACAGUCAACUAAUAAACCAGUUCAAUUUUUAUCAUUUAUAAAAAGGAAAUUCAUUCCCAGGAUGAAGGGCAUUCCAAAAACCCUUGUUAUUUCCUUACAAAAUGAAAUGAACUUAAAGGAAAUGAGUAGAUUACUAGGAAAAGUCCACUUUAUUGAGACCAGAAAAAGACGGGUGGAAAAUGACCGACUUCUGAGACUUGUGACUAGACCAGUAUUACAUAAUACUAUCACUAUUCCAUGCACCAGCUGCAGAAUUAGUAUUUCUUUUGUGACGUCAGACCGGAUCUGGGUAAGUGGUUAUGGCACGAAUCUUUUCUUGGUCGACUCUACUGGUAGCAUUUUACACCAUCGGACAGAUGUACAAAAUGCCUCUUGUUGUUCCCAGACAGUGAGCCCAAGUGGAGAACUAAUUUAUAUAGACUUGGAUUUUAAUAUCACCAAACUUUGUAAGGACAACGAAACAAAAAUUAUAUUUAUGAACAUAUUUGAAGUAGAGAAACCAUGGAAUAUUUACUGCUCUUCAGCCUCCGGAAAUCUGCUUGUCCUGAUGAAAAGUUGUGAUCAUUUAUAUUUCAAAUGUGAAGAAGCUUUUAUAAUGGUAUUUAAUAGAUUUGAGCAACUGGUCAGAGUCAUCAUGUUUGAUAUUGUCAGUGGUCAGAAACUUUAUAAUAAUCCUGAGCUUAUCACAGAGAAUCAAAACGGAGAUGCUAUUGUUUCUGACCAGAUUUACGGGAAUUAUUAUGAAUAUUCAUAUUUAGUUGUGACAGACCGCAAAGGAAAUUAUCGCUUCAGUUACUACGGACCAACAAUUGACUCCCAACUAAGUGUGGAGCCUUGGGGAAUAUGCACAGAUUCGCUAUCAAACAUCCUGAUAGCGAUUCCAUAA
Molecule: messenger RNA, 1485 nt
Organism: Saccostrea echinata
Lineage: Eukaryota; Metazoa; Mollusca; Bivalvia; Ostreida; Ostreidae
Exons: 1
Coding region: 1-1485 (494 amino acids)
Molecular function (GO): zinc ion binding
Source: RefSeq, a predicted model, not a curated record